AUGUCUUUUCAUGCAAAGGCUUUAUUUGGAGAAGAAGUUAAGCCAGCCAAGAAACAAGCCCGACGUGAUAACCCAGCAGGCAAAGGAAGUGCAAGCCAGAGAUGGAACCAACUGCAGACCCGCGAAGCUGAAGCAGCUCAGGCCCGGCUUGACUCUCUGAAAACUCAACAUCGGCCUGUUCAAGAGCAAAUUGAUCCUGAACCACCUCUGCAGCCUCAUGAUCUUAACAGUAAUGAUGAUGAAAAUGGUGAAGAUGGUGAUGAAGUUAUCGUUCCACAGGUGUAUGAAGAGCUCCAUCUGGUUGAAGAGGCCAACCUGGCCUCUGGAGAAGGUGAUAAUCUGACAGUGAUACCGGCCAACCAAUCUGACUACUAUUGGGAUGUCAUUCCCCAAAUCUUUAGGGUAUUCAUACCUUGUGCUCAAAAGACUCGACAAUGGGGGGACCAGAAUUUAUGGAAUAUCAACUGGAAUCCUCAGUGCAGAUGUGCUGUUUGGCAGAAGUCUGAGGUUGAAGUGGAUGCUAUAGAUAUCUUAAGCCGUCAGAAUAUCAAACUUCAGAGCUGUCAAUGCACUCCUGAUGUAGUGCGGCUAGUUAUGAAAGGCUCCAUGGGUGGUUCAGCAGAUCGGCCAUGGACUGCAUUCUCAAUCCGUUUACUACGCUUUAAUCACAUACUGUGGAAACAUUGCACAGCUUGUCUUGCUCCCUUUGUUGAGGGGCUGAAUGAGUUCCUUGAUGCCUCAAAUGCUCUUUUUUUGGUACCAGGCACUGAUAAUACUUGUGACUGGCAAAAGAACUUCUCAGCAGCUGUUAAUGUGUAUCGGGAGAUGAUUCGGCUUGAGGAAGAGAUGGUUACAAAAGCUUUGCAUUUAACACCAAUUGAUCAACUUGCAUCAAACUGCCCGCCUUGCUUUGGACCGGUUGUUCCAGGAAAGCGAGCAGAAGAGCCCAACUAUAUCAUAUGCUUAGAUGGUGAUUUCCAGCACAGGCGACACAUGGCUGCAAGUGCUUCUUGGCAAGGUGAGAGCGGACUUUUACCCUCUCUUUUCAUUUCACCAGAGCUUUUCAAGGUUUGGGAGUUGAAAUUGGGGCAACGGGGGCGUAACAAUUGUCAACAGAAACCUGAAGUCAUUGACCCAUGUACCAGCCAGCACACAGCAGCCAAUGAUGUACGAGGUAGACAAACUUGGAAGGGGUUUGAUGAGACAGGUCUGAUGGGUAUGGCAUGCCGCCAUGAUCAUCUGCUUAAGUUGAUCAAUAUUGUACAGACAGGCGAACGUACUAUAUGA
This is a messenger RNA of Melampsora larici-populina 98AG31, 1287 nucleotides long. RefSeq lists its product as uncharacterized. NCBI's taxonomy places the organism in Eukaryota, Fungi, Basidiomycota, Pucciniomycetes, Pucciniales, Melampsoraceae. The transcript has 7 exons. Bases 1 to 1287 code for a protein of 428 amino acids. The record is from RefSeq and is a predicted model, not a curated record.